Molecule: messenger RNA, 1027 nt
Organism: Sipha flava (yellow sugarcane aphid)
Lineage: Eukaryota; Metazoa; Arthropoda; Insecta; Hemiptera; Aphididae
Exons: 2
Coding region: 514-1008 (164 amino acids)
Source: RefSeq, a predicted model, not a curated record
UUUUGCUCUUAAACUACUAGGAAACGAGUAAUCGUAAUUUUGCGUAGGCAUGUUUUUACACUAAAAAUCGGGGGGGGGGGGGGUAUCACAUCCUCUUGAAUAAGUUUGAUACAAUACAUACGUGCCUAAUUUAUAUCAUACAUAAUAAAUAUAAGUUAGCAGUGGCGACACUGACUUAUCUAUGUACAUGCGUCAUAAAUGUAUAAUUAUUUAUUAAAUAGAGAUAAUAUGAAUGUAAUACUUAGUUUGUCACAAGACACAAAAUAAAUACUGAAAUUACAAUUACAUCAUAAUCAACAAAUUAAUAAUAUCAUACAAAAUAUAAGUAUCGUAAUUCAUAGUUUUAGUUUAUCAAAGUUCAUGGUGAAUGUAGUUUAAUAAAUAUACAUCAUUCUUUAAUUAUAAUUUAUAAAAUAAAAAAGAUACUGAUUAUGAAAACUGAUUUCUAGAAGUUUGUAAAAGAAGUUACAGUAGUUAUUUUUUUGAAAAUAAGUUUAUAAUUUAAUCAAGAAUAUGGAUAAUGAUGAAGGAGGUGUUGUAUUUGUGAACUGCAUUGGAUCAGAUAUUAGUUUAUGGAAAAAAGGACAAUAUGAUGAAACUUUUGAGUUUGAAUCUUGUCUACUCUACGAUGAACCUGAAUAUCAUGUUGAAAACAAAGAAAUUAAUUCAACCUGGAAAUUUUUUGAUCAUAUAACAAAAAGAUAUUUAGUAGCAAAUGGAGAAAAUGAGUUUCAUUACAAAGAAAAUUAUAGUUCUUUAAUAAAAGUUGAAAUUAAAACUCCAAUGUAUGCUUUAAAAGAACUUUGCUUAAGUACUAUUGCUACAAGGCUACUAUGUAAUGGCCAUGAAGAAUGUGAUUUUAAAGAUUUAGGAAUUCCAAAGAUGUUAAUAAUUGAAAUGGAAAGUUAUUUAAAAGAUUUAAAUAAAAUUCAUGGAGAUGAAGAUAGAGACGAAUGGAUUGACUGGACUGUAUUUUACGAAAAUGAAUAUAAAUUACAAAAUAUUUAAACAUUCAAUGUAAUUUAAA